AUGACAGAUCUCCCGAACAACGCAACGCAGCAGGGCGAGGACCUCUGGCUCGUUCUGCUGCAUGAGGUUGCGUUCUGGCGAGAGCAACCGGAGAUCCGUGAGGAUCCCGGUUUGUACGCCCUAGCAGAGCGAAGCUGGACCCUCCUGCAAGAGGUAAACCCAUGCACCGAAGCACACACGAUGGCGGAAGUGCGCGCUCUGCUACAGCAGCUUGUCCGCCAGUUCAAGACGAAGCGGCUCCAACCCCUCGCCUGUACGGAGGCAACCCCGCUUCCUCCUACAGGUUCCGGGCGACUACAUAGCUGCAAUCUCACAGAGACAUGCUGUGAAGCUUUGGCUUUAACUCUCAAAUCAUACUCUCACCUGAGAGAGCUGGACCUGAGUGACAAUGACCUGAAGGAUUCAGGAGUGAAGCUGCUCUCUGCUGGACUGGAGAAUCCACACUGUACACUGGAAAUACUGAGACUGUCAGACUGUAGAGUCAAAGAAGAAGGCUGCUCUUCCCUGGCUUCAGCUCUGAGGUCAAACCCCUCACACCUGAGAGAGCUGGAUCUGAGCUCCAAUCACCUAGGAAACUCAGGAGUGAAUCAGCUCUCUGCUGUACUGGAGAAUCCCAGCUAUAAACUGGAGAUACUGAAACUGAACAGCUGUAAAUUGAGUUGGGAAUCCUGUAUAGCACUGGCCUCUGCUCUCAGUUCAAACCCACAUGUGAGAGAGCUGGACCUGAGUGACAAUGAGCUGCCGGAUUUAACAGAGAAACAGCAUCCAAAGAUUAAAAGGGAGAUGCCGCAGUCAGCAUUACUGGGUUUUACACGCUGUAAACUGGAGGUACUCAGAUUGAACAGCUGCAAUCUCACAGAGACAUGCUGUGAAGCUUUGGCUUUAACUCUCAGAUCAAACUCCUCACGCCUGAGAGAGCUGGACCUGAGUGAUAAUGACCUGCAGGAUUCAGGAAUGAAGCUGCUCUUUGCUGAAAUGGAGAAUCCACACUGUACACUGGAAAUACUGAGGCUGGCAGGUUGCAGAGUCAGAGAAGAAGGCUGUUCUUCCCUGGCUUCAACUCUGAGGUCAAACCCCUCACACCUGAGAGAGCUGGAUCUGAGCUACAAUCACCCAGGAGACUCAGGAGUGAAGCUGCUCUCUGCUGUGCUGGAGGAUCCCAGCUGUAAACUGGAGAUACUGAAACUGAACAGCUGUAAUCUCACAAAGACAUGCUGUGAAGCGUUGGCUUUAACUCUCAGAUCAAAGUCCUCACAUCUGAAACAGCUGGACCUGAGUGAUAAUGACCUGCAGGAUUCAGGGGUGAAGCUGCUCUUUCCUGAAUUGGAGGAAUACCGCUGUAACCUGGAGAUACUGAGGCUGUCACACUGUGGAGUCAAAAAAGGAGGCUGUUCUUCCCUGGCUUCAGCUCUGAGCUCAAACCCCUCACACCUGAGAGAGCUGGAUCUGAGCUACAAUCACCCAGGAGACUCAGGAGUGAAGCUGCUCUCUGCUGUAUUGGAGAAUCCCAACUGUAAACUGGAGAUACUGCGGCUGUCAGACUGUGGAGUCAGAAAAGAAGGCUGUUCUUUCCUGGCUUCAGCUCUGAAGUCAAACCCCUCAUACCUGAGAGAGCUGGAUCUAAGUGACAAUGGCCUGAAGGAUUCAGGAGUGAAGCAGCUCUCUGCUUUACUGGAGGAUCCCAGCUGUAAACUGGAGAAACUGAUACUCCUGUCAGCCGCCACUGGACCCCAACGCAGGAAACAUGAUUGAUUAGUUUUGCUAUGUAUUGCAUUCCUGCUGCAAAUAAAGCUGCCCAUAGACUAAUAAAAAAGGCUGUAUGAAGCUAGGAAAUUGUACCUUUUAACACUAAAGGUAGUGUUAAAAACAACCAGCACAGUCUCACUCCUCUCUACACAUUCAUAAUGUCAGUGCUGUAGAUGUUGUAUUCCAGUCCUGUACACAGAUUAUCAAAAGACAUCAAAAUCAGUAGGAUGCUCUGUGUUUCUUGUUUUCUAAAAUGUUCUUGUGAGUAAUAAAAUUCCACUUGUUUGUUUUGUUCUUUUAAAGAUGUGUAUGUGUAGGGUUUGUUUGUCCAGAUAAAGAAAUGAAUGAAAUAAAGUUUGACUUAACAAUAAUGUCAGAAACUUU
Messenger RNA from Paramormyrops kingsleyae, 2130 nucleotides. The record is from RefSeq and is a predicted model, not a curated record. Lineage: Eukaryota; Metazoa; Chordata; Actinopteri; Osteoglossiformes; Mormyridae.